Molecule: messenger RNA, 1053 nt
Organism: Aspergillus wentii DTO 134E9
Lineage: Eukaryota; Fungi; Ascomycota; Eurotiomycetes; Eurotiales; Aspergillaceae
Gene: aspf1
Product: major allergen and cytotoxin AspF1
Exons: 2
Coding region: 454-930 (158 amino acids)
Molecular function (GO): RNA binding; RNA nuclease activity
Source: RefSeq, a predicted model, not a curated record
ACCACUUUGAUUCGUCAAUACCGACUGAAUAUCUCUGCAGGGCUUCCAAACUAAUGCAUCUCACAUCAGAUUGUUUCACUUCACCUCAAAUCAAGCCUACAAGACGAACGACAGAUCGGGUAUGCCUUAGACUGAUUCCAAAUUUUCGUGCCUGGAAGACGCAUUGCUUUCCCUUUCUGAUAUAUUGAGGCCCCCAAGAAAGCUUCACCUAGCUGAGAACCACAACGAAACAGGAAUUUCACCUUGUUGAUCAGGCGCUCAACCGGUUCAUGUGGUCUAUGGGAACAUAGGAUGUCUAUUAUCAACAUCGUCAGGGGAGAGAAACAAUUGCGAUGAUAUCGAGUCAGACGACGAGUAUAUAAAACAGAUCAACACCCUCACGAACAGUCCAUCAACCCACACAAUUCAAUCAAUAUCUUCACUAUCACCUUAAUCCAAAUCAACUCAGCCAAAAUGGUUUCCAUCAAAGCCGUUCUCGUCGCCGCCCUCACGGCUACCACUACCAUGGCAACUCCAACACCCCCCUCAAGCAACAUUAUCAGCCAGAACUACAUCUGCGCAAAAGGCCAAUUCAACAACGGCACCGUACUCGGCCACAUCCCCCAAUCCAAAGUCAACGCCGAAUACAACGAAGCUGGAACCAAAACUGGUGCAAGCGGCUACCCCAAGAAGUUCGAGAACAAGGACAAGCUCCACCUCGCGCCGGGCUGUGGCACUGAUGCCGGACUCUGGGAAUUGCCUGUGCUGGAUGGGGGCAAGCCGUAUGACUACAACAAGACGGAUGCCAACCCUGGUCUGAUGCGGGUUUACUAUACCACGGAGUUGCGGUUCUGUGGAAUUGGAGUUGAGGGGGAUGCGGACAAGGCUGAUCCCGAUCAUCUUUGCAGGGUUGAGUGCCCCAACUGCUUGCAGAGCGCACCACCUCAGUAAAUGGGAUGGUGGGAGUAUUUUCUUCUAUCUUUGAAGAGUUGAUGCGUGUGUUCUGUUUGUUACUAGAAGUAUUAUUCUUUCAACAAGAAUGAACAGUUGUAUUUUUUUUUUUUUUUUUUUUUU